Melopsittacus undulatus (budgerigar) is the source of this 3129-nucleotide messenger RNA. It is a transcript of the gene TWNK, whose product is annotated as twinkle mtDNA helicase. Lineage: Eukaryota; Metazoa; Chordata; Aves; Psittaciformes; Psittaculidae. Gene Ontology annotation, cellular component: mitochondrion. The record is from RefSeq and is a predicted model, not a curated record. Gene Ontology annotation, molecular function: single-stranded DNA binding; ATP binding; 5'-3' DNA helicase activity. Bases 176 to 2275 code for a protein of 699 amino acids. The transcript is spliced from 5 exons. Gene Ontology annotation, biological process: mitochondrial DNA replication.
UCCGCAUCCGGCCCUUCGGGAAGUGACGCGCCGAGCGCGGCUGGCGCGGGCAAUGGCAGCGACCGCGGAGCUCCACGUGGGGGGGGCGGCUUGAGCGGCACCGGGACACGGGGGAACCGGGGAGGGAGCGGGGGCAGCGGCCGAUGCGGAUCGGAGGCAGUCGGGGACGGGCAGGAUGGCGGCGGUGCCCCUGCGGCCCUGCAGAGCCUCCAGCCGCCUCCUGCCGUUGCUGUCCUGCGGGACGAGGAGCAAGGGAGCCUCCCUGAGCCCCGGCGUGCCGGGCCGCCUCACCCAGCGGCGCUACAAGAAGGACGUGCUGCCUUCGCCCGAGGGGCCCGUGCCCGCCGUCACCAUCACCGAGAUCCGGCAGUACCUGCGCGCCCAGGGCAUCCCUUUCCGCGACGGGUACAGCUGCCUGCACACCCCCAGCCUCUUCACCGCCGGCCCGGAGGACCAGCCGCCUGCCGCCAGCGCCCCUUACACGCUUUUCAUUGACAAGACCACCGGCAGCUUCCUGUGCACGGCCACCCUGGCCGAGGGCACCUGGCAGGACUUCCAGGCCAACGUGGAGCUGCAGCACCGGUGCCCCCCCCCCGACAGCUCAGAGGAGGCAGAGGAGCACAUGCGGCGGGUUCGUGAGGAUGCCCGCCGCAUCUGGGAGCGGGCACAGCCGCUCUGUGAUCUGUUGGAUAAGGAUGAGACCAAGGAGACCAAGGCCAUGUUCGGUAUCAGCCAGGUGACGGAUGCCACCCUGAAACGCUUUGGGGUACGUUAUCUGAGGACUGCUAAGUCUCUUGUCUUCCCCUGGUUUAGUCCCCGUGAUGCCGUCCUAAAGGGCCUGAAGCUUCUGAGGGUGGAGAAGAAGGGGGAUACAAUAGUUUAUGUGGAAGAGACUUUACCCCGCUUUGAUUCCUAUCGCAAUCUGUUUGGUCUGCCCCUCAUCAGCCCCCGACACACAGAGCUGGUGUUAACGGGGUGGGAGCUGGAUGCCCUGGCCCUGCACCAAGCCACAGGGGUGGCCAGCCUGGCCCUGCCACGGGGGUCCACCUCCCUGCCCCCCGCCCUCCUCCCCUACCUCGAGCAGUUCAAGCGCAUCACACUGUGGCUGGGUGAGGACCUGCGCUCCUGGCAAGCCGCCAAGCUGUUUGCCCGCAAGCUGAGCCUCAAGCGCUGCUCCUUGGUGAGCCCCGGCAACCUGCAGCCCCGGCCCCUGGAGGCUCUGAACCAGGGCCUGAACCUCACCAAGAUCCUGCGUGCCGCCCUGCCCGCCAGCCACAAAUCCAUCGUGUCCUUCCGGCAGCUGCGUGAGGAGGUGUUUGGGGAGCUGGUCAACAGCGAGCAGGUGGCUGGCGUCAAGUGGGUGCGCUUCCCCGAGCUCAACAAGCUCCUCAAAGGGCACCGCAGAGGGGAGCUCACUAUCUUCACAGGCCCGACGGGCAGCGGGAAGACAACCUUUAUCAGUGAGUACGCGCUGGACCUGUGCAUGCAGGGGGUGUGCACGCUGUGGGGCAGCUUUGAGAUCAACAACAUCCGCCUGGCCAAGAUCAUGCUGACACAGUUUGCCACCCAGCGCCUGGAUGACAAGCUGGAGCUGUAUGAUGAGUGGGCCGAUCGCUUUGAGGACCUCCCGCUCUACUUCAUGACUUUCCAUGGCCAACAGAACAUCAAGGCUGUGGUUGACACCAUGCAACACGCUGUCUACAUGUAUGACAUCACUCACGUGGUCGUCGACAACCUCCAGUUCAUGAUGGGAUAUGAGCACCUCUCUGUGGACAGGCUCGCUGCACAGGACUACAUCGUUGGUGCCUUCCGCAAGUUUGCCACGGACAAUAACUGUCACAUCACACUGGUCAUCCAUCCCCGCAAGGAGGAUGAUGAGAAAGAGCUGCAGACAGCUUCCAUCUUUGGCUCUGCCAAGGCCAGCCAGGAGGCCGACAACGUCCUCAUCCUGCAGGACCGUAAACUGGCAUCAGGGCCAGGGAAGCGCUACCUGCAGGUGUCCAAGAACCGCUUCGAUGGGGAUGUGGGUGUCUUCCCCCUGGAGUUCAACAAGACCUCGCUCACCUUCAGCAAAAACAAGGCCAAGAUGAAGAAGAUGAAGGAGGAGAAGGCGCCUCUAGCUGUGGAGGUGCCUUCAGCUGUGAAGGCGCCUUCAGCUGCAAAGGUGCCUUCAGCUGCAAAGGUGCCUUCAGCUGUGAAGGCAUCUUCAGCUGCAAAGGCACCUUCAGCCAAGAAAGCUCCAGAGGGAAGCUCAGGAGCCUCUAAGAAGCUGUGAGCCCAUCAGGUCUCUUCCUCAGCCUGUCAGAAGGAACAAGGACUGGUGCUAGGAGCAUGGGGCUGGGGUACACCAGCCCCCCUCCCAAGGGAACAGCAGCCACACACUGCUGUGGCCCUUUAUCCUGCAAACAAGCCUGUUGGCCACCACCAUGGUUUCUGUGAGACAUGGAGCCACCAAGAAAGGUUGGGCUCAUACCAGAGAAGAGCAGCCAGGCAAGGGUGCUUUGGCAAAUGUUGGCUGUGCUGUACUGGUGCUGAGUGUUGGGAGCAUGGUGGGGAGUGCAGGCAGCAUGGGUCGUGUGGAGGGGGGAUCUCCAUACCUGGAACAGGUCGUUAAAUCGUGGCUAUAAUGGAGCUGAAAUCAUGGACUGUCACUGUCUGGGGGGACUGUGCAGGGGGUUUGCAGAUGGACACAUGGCUGCGUCCUCUGUCACAGAUAGGGGUCUCUGGGAUGGAUCCUGGCUGGGUUGGAGCCAGCAAGAGGAAGGUGAUAGAUGGAAGUGUGGGAGGUUGUGAAUAGCUGUUGCUGUCCAUGGGAUGGGGUGGGAGCUGGACCCCCCGAGUAUCACUCCUGAUGGGUGGCAUGCAUUGCUGAGAGCUCUGUCCACAACCCAGCUCCUUUUUGCUCAGAGUCUCCACCAGUUCCUUUUUCCAGGGACAUCACCAGCAGUAAAACCUCGGGGGAGCAGCCCUGCCUCACUCUGCUGGGCUAGAGGGUGGCCAUCCCCAUGCCUUUGGGCUCUGUGCAGCAAAUACUGUGACCUACCUAUGGUAGGACAAGUCCACGGCCAGAUCUUGGUCUAAUCCUUUUGGGUUAUUUCUCUUUCUAGUUUUAAUAAAGCAUAAAGGUGA